AUGCUUCAGCAACUAGUCCCAGAGCCCUUAUUGCCAUUGAUGCCAAUAUCAUCAGAGACCUUCAUUGAAUGGGUUUGCCUUUUUUUGGCUACGGCCAGCCUCUGUGUCAAAACACAUCCUUUCUUUCACCUACUUUCGUUCUUUCCUUCUGUCAUUCUUCCCCUCCUUCUGUCCAUUCUUCCUUCCGUUCUUACUAUACUUCUUCCCAUCAUUCCUUCUUUCUGUAAUUCAUUCCUUCUAUCCUUCUAUCCGUCCUGCUUUCCUGCUAUCCUCCCAUUCUUCCUUCUUUCCUUCCUUCCGUCUUUCCUUUCUUCUUUACUUUCUUCCGUCCUUUCUUCCUUCUUUCCGCCCUUCCUUCUUUCCUUCUUUCGUUCUUUUCUAGCGUCUGUCCUUCCUUCCUUCUUUUCUUUCUUCGUCCUUUCUUCCUCCCUUCCUUCUUUCCUUACGUCUGUUCCUCUUACCUGCCUUACUUCUUUCUUUCUAUCCCUCCUUCCUUCUUUCCUUUUGUCUUUUCUUCCGUCCAUCGUCCUUUCUUCCGUCCGUACUUUGGUCCUUUCUUCUGUCUUUCCUUUCUUCCUUCUUACCUUCCUAACAUCCUUCCUUCCUUCCUUCGGUCCUUUCUUUCUUCCUUCUUUCCUUCCUUCAGUCUUUCCAACCUUUUUCACUUCUUUCCUUCUGGCAUUUCUUGCGUCCUCCUUCCUUCCAUCCUCCUUUCCUUACUUCCGCACUUCUUUCUGUUCUUUCUUACUUCUGUCCUUUCUUCCGUCCUUCUUCUUUCCUCGCGUCCUUCGCUUCUUUCUUUCUUUCCUUCCUUCCUUGCCUUCCUUCUUCCCUGCAGUCCUACCUUUCGUCCAUUCUUUCCUUCUUUCCACCCGCCCUCACUUUUGUCCAUCCAUCCUCCUCAUUCUUUCUUUCCUUACGCCCUUCCUUUCUUCUGUUCUUUGUUCCUUCUUUCCCUCUAUCCUUCUGCACAUUCUUUCUUCUUUCCUUUCUUCCAUCUUUCCUACCUCCGUCCUUUUCUUCCAACCUUCCCUCCUUCGCCAAUCAUUCCAUCUUUCUUUCGUACCUUCCUUCCUCUCUUCCUUCUGUCCUUUCCUUUCUUCCGACUUUCCUUUCUUCUGUCCUUCCUCCCGUCCUUCCAUCCUUUUGUCCUUUCUUCCAUCCUUCUUCCCUUCCUUCCGUUCUUUCUUUUUCCUUCUUUCCUUCCUUAUGACCUUACUUCCUUCUGUCCUUCUUUCCGCUCUUCCUCCCGCCCUUCCUUACGUCUGUUCUUUCUUUCGUCCGCAUCUUUCCUCUUUCCUUCCUUCCGUCCUUCCUUUCUUCCUUUUUGCAUUCCUUCCCCCCCCCUUCCUACUGCCUUUCUAA
Molecule: messenger RNA, 1365 nt
Organism: Acanthosepion pharaonis
Lineage: Eukaryota; Metazoa; Mollusca; Cephalopoda; Sepiida; Sepiidae
Source: the annotation of a GenBank genome assembly